AUGGCGGGUGCUCAGUUUGAAUACGACGAGAAGGGCACCACGUUUUAUUACUUUCUCAUCUCAUUCUACGGUCUGAUCCUCGUCCCGUUAAGUUAUUAUGUAUGGAAUAAUACAAAGAUUACAGAGGAUAAGAAGAAGAACGAAAAGACUUGUCGUUGCCCUCCUUGCUUGGAAAAACAACACAAACUGAAAAAGUCGAAACCAAAGUCAAAGACCAUACGCUAUAUAAGUCUCUUUGCCUUGGUUAUAUUGUGGGCUUUGUUUGUAUAUGGUGGCUACAGGAUCUCUCAGUUUGAGAAGGAAUAUGUUGAAUAUGAUCCAUAUCAUGUGUUGGAGAUUGACAGGGGUGCAUCAGUGGCAGAAAUUCGUCGGCAGUACCGUCGACUUAGUAUGAAAUACCAUCCAGAUAAAGAAACUGGUGAUCCCAAGAAGUUUAUGAGGAUUGCUAAAGCCUAUGAAGCUUUGACCAAUGAAGAAUCUAGAAAGAAUUGGGAAGAAUAUGGUAAUCCAGAUGGUCCUGGAGCAACAAGUUUUGGCAUUGCUCUACCGUCUUGGUUGGUCAGCAAGGAGAAUUCAGUUUGGGUACUUGCAGCGUAUGGUCUUGCUUUCAUGAUUAUCCUCCCAGUAGCUGUGGGUACAUGGUGGUACAAGUCAAUUCAGUACAGUUGUGAUCAAAUAUUAUUGGACACUUCACAGUUAUACUACUAUUUCUUUCACAAAACUCCUGGAAUGCAAAUUAAGAGAAUACUCAUGAUUCUGGCAGGUUCCCUUGAGUUUGAAAAGGGACACAAUAACGAAGUCCAGGAAAGGGAGACUGACAAUAUAGAUAUUCCAACGCUAAUGAGAGAUCUUCCUAACCUGGGUGACAAGAACAAAGAGCCACCAUUGUGCUAUCCAUACAGUAUCAAAGCAAGAGCUCUUGUGCAUGCUCACUUGUCAAGGAUGGAACUCAAUCAAAACAUGAAGCAAGAUUUGAGUCUUAUCUUAGAGAAAAGCCCUAUGUUGGUACAGGAAAUGAUAUCYUGUGUAUCUCAGUUGAUAGCCAUGGCCAAGGCUGGGAGAACGUCCAACAUGCCUCGCCUGGAAACUGUAGAGAAUUGCAUGAAGCUAAACCAAAUGUUGAUACAAGCACUUUGGGAGAAUAAGUCACCUUUAAUGCAACUUCCUCAUAUUAAUGCAGAAAAUUUAAGACAUUUUACAACAAAAAAGAGGAAUAUACGUUCUAUAAGGCAAUUAGUUUCUAUGAAAGAAGAAGACCGUAGGUCACUCCUUAGAAAUCUUAGUGGUGAAGAAUAUGCAGACAUUAUAAAUGUAAUAUGGAGUUAUCCAUUAGUAGAAAUGGAAGUCAGAGCACAUGUCCUUGAUGACACAGAAGACAAGACUCUUAUUACUGUUGGGGAUAUAGUAACAGUCACUGUUAAUCUUAAGAGACGUUCUUUAGGGGAAAUAUUUGAACAAGAAAGUACAAUUUCAGAGACAACAGAUUAUAGUGAAAUGUCCGAAGCCAAACCAGAACCAAAGGAUUCACCUCAAGCUACAAAAGUUUGGCAAAAGAACAAAAAGAAGGGGAAAAAGCCGAAACAGAAUAAACAAGUCAAAAAGAAACCUGUUAAACAGCCGCUUAAGAAGAAGGGAAGCGAAGAUAAAGACGAAAAAGAGAAUGCACCUAAAGACAAGAGUGAUGGUCAAAGUAAAAAGGAAAAGGAAGAGCAUGAAGAAGAUCUUGAAGACAAAAAUGAAGAAGAAAACGAUGAAGAUAAAGCUGAUAGUGGCUCAGAAAGUGGUGAUGAGCAAUCUAGUGGUGAAGAAAGUGAUAAUGAGUCUAAUGAUGGAUCAACUGGUAAAUCACCAGAAGAAGACGAAGAAGAAUGGCAACGACUUCAAGCAGACGUCAAAACCAAUGAAGUUAUUUUAGAAAUGAAAUCCAAAGAAACUCAUACAGUACAUGCACCUUAUUUCCCAGAGGAAAAACAAGAAUGGUGGUGGAUAUAUGUAACAGAUAAACGAAAAACAGCUUUAAUAACACCUCCACAACAAAUUACCAGCUUAAAGGACGAAGAAGAGGUUGAGCUUAAAUUCCAAGCUCCAGAAAAGACUGGUAGCUAUCAAUACGCCCUGGCAUUAAGAUCAGACUCUUACAUUGACUUUGAUCAACACCAGAAUUUCAAGAUAACAGUUGAAGAAGCCAAAGAAUUCGAAACAAAGCAAUGGGACUUUGAUAGUGAUGAAGAAGGGAAAGACGACGAUGGAGAUUCCGGUGAAAGCGAUUAUGAAGAAGACGACGAGUACAAAAGACAUCAAGUUUCAAUCAGUCCUAUUAUGGCGGAUUUACGUGUCGGAUUUGUUGGCGGAGGAAACAUGGCUUUGGCCAUUGCUGAGGGCAUUAUGAAGUCAGGAUUUGUGGAGCCAAAGAAUAUUAUUGUCAGUGUUGUUACUGAUAAAAGCGUUGAGAGGUGGCAGAAAUUAGGUUGCAUAGGAACUAAGAGCAAUAAAGAAGUUCUUCAAAGUGCAAGCAUUGUCUUCCUUGCUGUUAAACCUCAUCUUAUYCGAGGUGUUCUAACUGAGCUUAAAAAUGAUUUUACAAGCAAACAUCUGGUGAUAUCRGUAGCUGCAGGACUGAAAAUUCAAGUGUACGAGGAUCACGGUGUAAAGCGCAUUGUGCGAGUGAUGCCAAGUCUUCCAUGUUCUGUACAGAAAGGUGCCUCAGCAUUUGUAUGCGGUAGCAUGGCAACAAGGGAAGAUGCAGCGAUGGUCCAUAAACUGAUGUCAACAACAGGAUAUGUUGAAGAGAUGAAAGAACCAUAUGUUGACAUUAUUGCAUCAUUAAGUGGGAGUGGCUCAGCGUUCGCAUGUCUUGUUAUUGAAUCAUUGGCUGACGGAGCUGUCAAGGCUGGGUUACCAAGACCUAUAGCCAUGAAGUUUGCAGCACUGGCCGUUCAAGGAGCUGGUACUGUUGUGGACCAAUCAGGAAAGCAUCCUGCUCAGGUAGAAAUGGAAGUCAGAGCACAUGUCCUUGAUGACACAGAAGACAAGACUCUUAUUACUGUUGGGGAUAUAGUAACAGUCACUGUUAAUCUUAAGAGACGUUCUUUAGGGGAAAUAUUUGAACAAGAAAGUACAAUUUCAGAGACAACAGAUUAUAGUGAAAUGUCCGAAGCCAAACCAGAACCAAAGGAUUCACCUCAAGCUACAAAAGUUUGGCAAAAGAACAAAAAGAAGGGGAAAAAGCCGAAACAGAAUAAACAAGUCAAAAAGAAACCUGUUAAACAGCCUCUUAAGAAGAAGGGAAGCGAAGAUAAAGACGAAAAAGAGAAUGCACCUAAAGACAAGAGUGAUGGUCAAAGUAAAAAGGAAAAGGAAGAGCAUGAAGAAGAUCUUGAAGACAAAAAUGAAGAAGAAAACGAUGAAGAUAAAGCUGAUAGUGGCUCAGAAAGUGGUGAUGAGCAAUCUAGUGGUGAAGAAAGUGAUAAUGAGUCUAAUGAUGGAUCAACUGGUAAAUCACCAGAAGAAGACGAAGAAGAAUGGCAACGACUUCAAGCAGACGUCAAAACCAAUGAAGUUAUUUUAGAAAUGAAAUCCAAAGAAACUCAUACAGUACAUGCACCUUAUUUCCCAGAGGAAAAACAAGAAUGGUGGUGGAUAUAUGUAACAGAUAAACGAAAAACAGCUUUAAUAACACCUCCACAACAAAUUACCAGCUUAAAGGACGAAGAAGAGGUUGAGCUUAAAUUCCAAGCUCCAGAAAAGACUGGUAGCUAUCAAUACGCCCUGGCAUUAAGAUCAGACUCUUACAUUGACUUUGAUCAACACCAGAAUUUCAAGAUAACAGUUGAAGAAGCCAAAGAAUUCGAAACAAAGCAAUGGGACUUUGAUAGUGAUGAAGAAGGGAAAGACGACGAUGGAGAUUCCGGUGAAAGCGAUUAUGAAGAAGACGACGAGUACAGCGACUAACCUCAAUAACUCUAAAGCCAUACCAUUACCAGACRUCUCCCUGGCCAUACUCACUUUACUUGAAUCAAAGUCAAAUGAGGACAUUGCAGUACUUGACUUCAAUUCAGUUCUGUUCAGUUAAGUUCUGUCAAAAGAAGAAAAAUAUUUAAUGCA
Exaiptasia diaphana is the source of this 4104-nucleotide messenger RNA. RefSeq names its product translocation protein SEC63 homolog. The record is from RefSeq and is a predicted model, not a curated record. NCBI's taxonomy places the organism in Eukaryota, Metazoa, Cnidaria, Anthozoa, Actiniaria, Aiptasiidae. The transcript is spliced from 35 exons. Gene Ontology annotation, molecular function: pyrroline-5-carboxylate reductase activity; RNA binding; transmembrane protein transporter activity. Gene Ontology annotation, cellular component: Sec62/Sec63 complex. Gene Ontology annotation, biological process: SRP-dependent cotranslational protein targeting to membrane; post-translational protein targeting to endoplasmic reticulum membrane. Bases 1 to 3951 code for a protein of 1316 amino acids.